AUGGAGAUUGAGCCGAAUGAUAUUAUUUGGAGGACUUUGCUUGGGGCUUGUAGAGUUCAUAAUCAUGUUGAAUUGGGUAAGCUUGCAAAUGAGAAGUUAUUGAAAUUGAGAAAAGGUGAAAGUGGUGAUUAUGUUUUGUUAUCGAAUAUAUAUGCUUCACAAGGUGAGUGGGGUGGAGCUGAGAAGUUGAGAAAGGUGAUGGAUGAUAAAGGAGUGAGGAAAGAGGCUGCAAGUAGUUUAGUUGAUACGGAUGAAAGGAUGCUCAUGCGUUUCUUAUUUGACUCAAAACCUCAAAUGGAAGUCGAUAAGUUUAAGACAAAAGUUCAUAUGAAAUCUUUUGAUGUGAAGUAG
Messenger RNA from Lactuca virosa, 351 nucleotides. NCBI's taxonomy places the organism in Eukaryota, Viridiplantae, Streptophyta, Magnoliopsida, Asterales, Asteraceae. The record is from the annotation of a GenBank genome assembly.